AUGCAUCAACAAAUGGAGAUAAUGAAGCAAAGUCAAAAUCAAGAAAAGAAGAAGCAUAAGCAGGAAUUGGAAAAUUUGAGAACAGAGUAUGAGAAGAAUUUGAAUGAACAACACGCACACUGGAGAGACACCUCAUCUCAGCUCCAAAAUGCAAAAGCCGAGGUGGUUGAACUCCAAAAGCACAUUCACGAUAAUGAAGCCAUCAUUACAAAAGCUCACGAGGCCAUGGUGUCAUCAUUGUCCGAGGGUGUCUCAAGAGCACUUACAGAUGAUGUGAUAAAAGAGGAGCUGAAGAGGUUUUAUCAGAAUAACCUCCUUGAAUGGUGCGCUGAAAUGAGUUGUUCGGACAUUCCUGAGCCUGAAGAAACCAAAAGGAAACUACAGUCAGAGGGCAUUAUCAAUAGCAGCAAUGAUUAUCUGAACCAACCGAUCAAUCUGCAGUUCUCCAUGCACUUACCCUAUGGUAGAAGCUCGAUGAUUCUUCUGCAGGCCGUUCUUUCACAAACUCUUUGCGAAACCUUUCUGCAGGAUGCCUAUUUUUUGGCUGAAGGGGUAGAUUUGCCCAAAGUACUGGGUCAUGAUGUUACCAAUGGCCGCCGCCGAUUCAGAGACCUUGAAGGCCUAUUCUAUAAUUUUGGCAAGGAUGUUAGUAUCGACUGGCGCAUUCAGACAGUGAAAUGUUUGGAAAAGGCCAUACCUCUUGACCUACACUUUGUAGAGAAUAUGGCAAAGGAAUUUGUGAAAAACUUCCAUUUCCUGCUUAAAGAGAUGAACGAUCAGGCUCUCGAAGACUUGUACCAGCUUUUCAUCGACUUCGGCAACAUAACGCUCAAGUUAUGGAAGAUGCGCACGGCCAUCAAGGUGCAUGAUAGUAAAAAUUUGAAUUAUCAGCACCGGAAUCCACUAUAUGGGCUUGAACUUGCAGAUGUUAGCUCUAGCAGGAAUAAGAAAGAUGCAUCGGCGGAUUAUGGGACACUAGGGGCAUACCCAUUCUUCAAGGUGCUUCCCAUUUUCGUGUAG
Molecule: messenger RNA, 1020 nt
Organism: Trichoderma virens Gv29-8
Lineage: Eukaryota; Fungi; Ascomycota; Sordariomycetes; Hypocreales; Hypocreaceae
Exons: 5
Coding region: 1-1020 (339 amino acids)
Source: RefSeq, a predicted model, not a curated record